AUGUUUAAUUUGGCUUUCUUCGCUCUAUUCGCCGGAGUUAUUGCAGCUGCGUAUCUUUAUCUUUUCCGAUCAAAGCAGAAGAAGAAGAAGAGUUUACCGCCAAGUCCAGUGGGUUUUCCGGUGAUCGGACAUCUCCACCUCCUGAAAGAACCUGUUCACCGUUGCCUUCGUGACCUUUCUCGAAACCUUGGUCCCGUGUUUUCUCUCCGGCCAGUCAGUGCCUUGGGUGAGUACGUUGGUUACAACAACACGGUGAUAAGCGCAGCACCGUACGGCGAGCACUGGCGCAAUCUACGUCGUAUCUGCACCGUCGAGAUCUUCUCCGCCGCUCGUCCCAGGGACUCGGUUGAAAUUCGGAGAGACGAAGUGAGAGCUCUGCUUAGGAAAAUCCACGUGGCAACAUCGGGAGGAGAUGCUGUCGGAUUGCAACUCAGACCGUUGCUUUCUGCGCUUACGUUUAACGUUGUUAUGAGGAUGGUCGCCGGAAAACGUUACUACGGCGACGAAAACGAUGAGAAUAAAGAGGUUCGGGAGCUGAUUAGGGAGGCGUUCGCGCUAGGUGGUAUCACUUACGUCGGAGAUUUCCUUCCGAUUGUGAGCCUGCUUGAUCUCGGUGGAUACGUAGAGAGAGGUAAGAAACUCGGUUCGAAGUUGGACAAGUUUCUACAGAAGCUGGUCGACGAGCGCCUGAGAAACAGGGGAAAAACAGAGGCAGAGAACUCGAUGAUCACUCAUUUGCUAUCUCUUCAAGAAUCAGAACCUGAGUAUUACACCGACGAGAUCAUCAAAGGACUCGUACUGGUGAUGUUGCUGGCUGGAACAGACACAACGGCGGUCACAUUGGAGUGGGCUAUGUCUAUUCUUCUGAAUCAUCCGGAGGUUUUAAAGAAAGUGAAAACGGAGCUGACCGACGUCGUCGUUUCGAGUGAAGGUCGUUUGAUGGAAGAGAGAGAUGUGGACAAGUGUGCAUAUCUCAACAAUGUGAUCGCCGAGACUCUCCGUCUGUAUCCAGCAGCGCCGUUACUAGUCCCGCACGCGUCGUCCGACAACUGUGAAGUUGCUGGAUAUGAUAUUCCACGUGGCAGUUGGCUCGUCAUCAAUGCGUGGGCUAUUCAGAGAGACCCGAAGGUAUGGGAUGAGCCAGAUGCUUUCAAGCCAGAAAGGUUCGAAUCAGAGACCCAUCGUGGCAAGUUUAUACCUUUUGGUAUAGGUCGAAGAGCGUGCCCUGGUAUGGGUCUUGCGCAACUUGUAUUGAGCUUGUCUUUAGGCUCAUUGAUACAGUGUUUUGAUUGGGAAAGAGAUGAUGCUGUGGCAGUUGACAUGUCGAAAGGAAAGGGUCUUACCAUGCCUAAAGCUGUGCCUUUAGUUGCCAAAUGCAAAUCUUCACCAAUCCUCCACAAAGUUGUCCUUUAA
Thlaspi arvense is the source of this 1413-nucleotide messenger RNA. The record is from the annotation of a GenBank genome assembly. NCBI's taxonomy places the organism in Eukaryota, Viridiplantae, Streptophyta, Magnoliopsida, Brassicales, Brassicaceae.